AAACGUAACAUAAAAAGCCGAACCAAAGGAAAGCCACGCGUCGCAAUACUACAAACCCGCAAAAUAUUGUACAGUAUUAUUUUCACGAACAGAUUCAGGAUUCGAACAGACUCAUCGUGCUAUUGUCUCGUCACCUUUGGUUCGCCAUUGAUUCACCUUUACAGCCGGUGUAUAGGAAAAGGCCAGUUAACGUCACGAAUUCGCGUCUGUGUGUCGUAUUAUUUCUUCACAUCUUUGCGAUCGCACAAUUUGUUAACAAAUUUAUUGGCUUCGAGGGAUUUCUGGAUCUUAAAAUUGUGAUCGGUUCCUUUUGAAGCUUUUGGCGUUAAAGAGGAAAGAUGUUGGGGAUUAUAAAACAAAAAGUCGGUGCCAGAGGCUUAUCGGCUCCGGUAUUUGGGGAUUACAUGCAGAGAUUAAGCCCUAUCGCAUCAGCCAUGAGACAUUUCUCGUCUGCAACCAAAGAUAUGACAGUAAGAGAUGCUCUGAACUCUGCUCUUGAUGAGGAAAUGGCUGCUGAUUCCAGUGUCUUUAUCAUGGGUGAAGAGGUUGGAGAAUACCAGGGUGCAUACAAGAUUACAAAAGGAUUGUUACACAAGUAUGGGCCUGAGAGAGUUGUUGACACACCUAUCACAGAGGCUGGCUUCACAGGCCUUGCUGUUGGUGCUGCAUAUCAUGGUUUGAAGCCUGUUAUAGAGUUCAUGACAUUCAACUUCUCCAUGCAGGCAAUUGAUCAUAUCAUCAACUCUGCAGCAAAGUCAAACUACAUGUCUGGUGGUCAAAUUAAUGUGCCCAUUGUUUUUAGAGGCCCAAAUGGUGCUGCUGCUGGUGUUGGUGCCCAACAUUCUCAAUGUUAUGGUGCAUGGUAUGGUGCAGUUCCUGGUUUAAAAGUUAUUGUACCAUACUCCUCUGAAGAUGCCCGUGGACUUUUAAAAGCUGCAAUUAGAGACCCUGAUCCUGUUGUUUUCCUUGAAAACGAAAUAUUAUAUGGUGAGUCCUUCCCAGUUUCUCCUGAAGUCCUUGAUCCAAACUUCUGCCUUCCAAUAGGAAAAGCCAAGAUUGAAAGAGAAGGGAAAGAUGUUACAAUCACAGCUUACUCUAAGAUGGUGGGCUUUGCUUUAAAGGCUGCUGAAAUACUUGAAAAAGAUGGAAUAAAUGCGGAGGUAAUAAAUCUGAGGUGUAUAAGGCCACUUGAUAGAGACACAAUCAAUGAUUCAGUCAGGAAAACCAACAGGCUUGUUACUGUUGAGGAAGGGUUUCGUCAACAUGGUGUUGGUGCUGAAAUAUGUGCAACUGUUGUUGAGGAUAGCUUUGUUUAUCUUGAUGCACCUGUGGAGAGGAUUGCUGGGGCUGAUGUUCCAACACCUUAUGCUGCUAAUCUUGAGAGAUUGGCUUUUCCUCAGAUUGAGGAUAUUGUUCGUGCAACUAAGAGAGCUUGUUACAGAUCUGCUUAAUUCAAGAUUCACAAGAGUGAAUUUGGUUGGUUGCAUUAGUUUAGAUUUACAAGAGUGAGAGUGAGUUUUGUUACAUAUCUGCUUAAUUGUUACAGAGCUUGUUAUGAUACAUGAAUACACGAUUAUAUCCAGAUUUUGAUCAAAAU
Lactuca virosa is the source of this 1597-nucleotide messenger RNA. The record is from the annotation of a GenBank genome assembly. NCBI's taxonomy places the organism in Eukaryota, Viridiplantae, Streptophyta, Magnoliopsida, Asterales, Asteraceae.